AUGGAAACUCCUAGUGAUCCAAAAAAAUGCUCAAUGUGUCAUAAAAAUCCAAUAAAAUAUACAUGUCCACGAUGUUCAAUACGUACAUGUUCAUUACCAUGUUGUCUUCUUCAUAAAAGAACUUUAGAUUGUAAUGGACAACGAGAUAAAACUUCAUUUAAACAAUUAAAUACAAUGAAUGAUCUUGAUCUUUUAUCAGAUUAUCGUUUUUUAGAAGAAGUUAAUCGUCAGAUUGAAACAAGUAAGCGCGAUGAAAUGACAAAUAAAAUGAAAUCAUUUAAUGAACCAACACGUUUUCAAAAAUUAAUACAAACAAAAUUAAAAAUCCUUGGAUCAAUACAAAUUCUCUAUUUACCAAAAUUUUCUACACGACAUAAACAAAAUCAUAUGUGGUAUGAUAGAAAAUUAGAUGAAGUUUUUUGGCAUAUUGAAUGUCGAUUCUUUACUGAUUCAUUUUAUACAUGGACAAUAACACGUUUACCUACAAAAGAAACAACACUAGCAAAUCUUUUAGUAAAAUUUCAUGAACAUUGUAAUGAAAAAAAAGAUUCCAUAUCUUUAAACUCAAAGAAUUUUUCUAAUGAACAAGAAAUUUGUGUUUAUAUUGAAAAUUUUGGUCAAAAACGAAAACAAUUUGGCAAAUAUGAAAAACGCCCAUUUAAUACAAUGAUUGAUUUAUUUCCAUUGGGCAUUUGGAGCCAAUUCACAUUCUUGGCACAAUGGUGGUCGCAAAGUGAUUGUGUAUUGUAUGUAGAUCCAAUUGUUUUGAAAAAAGUUCGUAGCGAACAUGCCAUUGUUAUAAUGAAUCAUAAAUAUGACGUCGAUUGGCUUGCUGGUUGGAUAAUUUGCCAACGCCUUGGUAUAAUACAAGGAUCGAAAAUAGUUGGUAAACAAUCUCUUCGAUUAGUGCCUAUUGUGGGUUGGUGUUGGAUAUUUACUGAAUCAAUAUUUUUACGACGUGUAUGGGACAGUGAUCGUGAAACUCUAGUCAAAGAUUUACGAAAAGUGCUAGAAAAUUAUCCAAAAAACAUGUUUUUUAAUUUUUUACUUUUCUGUGAAGGUACACGUUUUACUGAGAAAAAACGUGUAACAAGUAUGAAAAUUGCAAAAGAAAAAGGCUUACCAGAACUUAAACAUCAUAUAUUACCACGAACCAAAGGUUUUACUUUAUUAUUACAAGGUGCAGAAGAUCGAAUUACUGGUAUAUAUGAUUUAAAUAUUGGUUUUAAAAAAAAUGGAGCUGAACCAACUCUUCGUAGCAUAAUGAAAGGUCGUUCUUGUCAAGCUGAAAUAUAUGUUCGACGUACUUCAAUUUCUGAAAUUCCAAAAGAUACUGAAGGAUGUGGUAAUUGGGUACAUAAAUUAUAUCAAGAAAAAGAUCAGAUAUAUGAUUAUUUUGUUCGUAAUGAUACAUUUGAAGGUAAUGGUUUACAACGUAUUGAAGUUCCACGUAAUUAUACAGAUUUAUUAAUUGAACUUUUCUGGAUAUUAACUAUUGGUGUUCCAUCAAUCAUAUAUUUAUUCAAAUUUCUUUUGACAAGUUCAUUUAUUGCUCAAAUAAUAUUCGUUAUUAUAGUUAUUCUUGCAACUAUUGGUGUUCGAGCUAUGAUUGCUGUAACAGAAACUGAACGUGGAUCACAUUAUGGUGAAACAAAAAAGAAUGAAUAA
Adineta steineri is the source of this 1668-nucleotide messenger RNA. The record is from the annotation of a GenBank genome assembly. Lineage: Eukaryota; Metazoa; Rotifera; Eurotatoria; Adinetida; Adinetidae.